This is a messenger RNA of Populus trichocarpa (black cottonwood), 1942 nucleotides long. Its product is annotated as fumarate hydratase 1, mitochondrial. Bases 167 to 1639 code for a protein of 490 amino acids. The record is from RefSeq and is a predicted model, not a curated record. The transcript has 17 exons. Gene Ontology annotation, biological process: malate metabolic process; fumarate metabolic process; tricarboxylic acid cycle. Gene Ontology annotation, cellular component: mitochondrion; tricarboxylic acid cycle heteromeric enzyme complex. Gene Ontology annotation, molecular function: fumarate hydratase activity. Lineage: Eukaryota; Viridiplantae; Streptophyta; Magnoliopsida; Malpighiales; Salicaceae.
UUUCAUUCCUAGCAAUUAGCAUAGCACAGCAUUCGCAGCCUUUUUAUUCCAUUCUCCUCUCCUCUCGUCUCCUCUCUUGAUAUUUAUAUAUAUACACAUAAAAAGAGCUUGAUAUCUCCUCGAUCUUCGCAUUCUGCAAAUCAAUUGAGGGAUUGAGUAAAUUGGAAUGGCGAUGUAUAUCGUGUCACGGCGCCUCUCUACAGGAUCCACGACUUGGCGUUAUGGAAACUGGUUGAGGUCUUAUUCAACUGCCUUCAGAGAGGAGAGAGACACUUUUGGUCCCAUUAGUGUCCCUGCUGAUAAGCUAUGGGGUGCUCAGACGCAAAGAUCUUUGCAGAAUUUUGAUAUAGGCGGCGAUCGCGAGCGAAUGCCCGAACCUAUCAUUCGAGCCUUUGGUAUACUCAAGAAAUGUGCUGCCAAGGUGAAUAUGCAGUAUGGGCUUGAUCCUUCCAUAGGGAAAGCGAUAAUGCAAGCUGCCCACGAGGUAGCUGAAGGGAAGCUAAGCGAUCAUUUUCCACUGGUUGUGUGGCAGACUGGCAGUGGUACUCAAAGUAACAUGAAUGCUAAUGAGGUUAUUGCCAAUAGAGCAGCUGAGAUCCUUGGGCAUAAGCGUGGGGAAAAGUUUGUGCACCCUAAUGACCACGUGAACAGAUCACAAUCUUCUAAUGACACAUUUCCAACUGUAAUGCAUAUUGCAGCUGCAACGGAGAUAAAUUCAAGAUUAAUCCCAAAAUUGAAAACUUUGCACUUGACACUCCAUUCAAAGUCAGUUGAAUUCAAAGAUAUUGUUAAAAUUGGGCGCACGCACACUCAAGAUGCAACACCAUUGACACUUGGGCAAGAGUUUAGUGGCUACACGACACAAGUGAAGUAUGGAAUUGAUCGUGUCAUGUGCACGCUACCCCACAUGUAUCAGCUUGCACAAGGUGGAACUGCUGUGGGGACUGGAUUAAACACAAAGAAAGGGUUUGAUGUAAAGAUAGCUUCAGCAGUGGCUGAGGAAACAAACCUGCCAUUUGUCACAGCGGAAAACAAGUUUGAAGCUUUGGCUGCACAUGAUGCUUUUGUUGAAACUAGUGGAGCACUCAACACAGUUGCUACUUCUCUGAUGAAGAUUGCAAAUGACAUACGGUUAUUAGGAAGCGGUCCACGAUGUGGUCUUGGUGAACUCAUUCUUCCUGAAAAUGAGCCAGGAAGUAGUAUAAUGCCGGGAAAGGUUAAUCCCACCCAAUGUGAGGCUCUCACAAUGGUCUGUGCUCAGGUUAUGGGAAAUCAUGUUGCCAUAACAGUUGGUGGAUCAAAUGGUCACUUUGAACUAAAUGUAUUCAAGCCAAUGAUCGCUAGUGGCCUCCUACAUUCAAUAAGGUUGCUUGGUGAUGCAUCUGCUUCCUUUGAAAAGAACUGUGUGAGGGGUAUUCAAGCCAAUAGGGAAAGAAUUUCGAAAUUACUGCAUGAGUCGCUGAUGCUUGUCACAUCAUUGAACCCUAAAAUUGGUUAUGACAAUGCUGCAGCAGUUGCCAAGCUGGCCCACAAGGAGGGAAGUACUCUGAAGGAAGCUGCACUAAAACUCGGAAUGCUCACCAGUGAAGAAUUUGAUACACUCGUAGUCCCUGAAAAAAUGAUCGGGCCAACUGACUGACAAAGUUGCAAAGAGUUUCCAGCUUCUGAGAAUUGAUUUCCCAAAAUUUCAAGCAUCGAACAAGGUUAUCCGUUUUAGCUUUGCAACAUGUUAAAUCAUUUGAUGUGGAAUAAUGCGAUCAGUAGUGAACAUUAUUUUGUUAAACAAUAUUCUUAGAGGUUUCCCGCCAACUGGCUUCUCUCAUUUUUCAAAAAUGCAGCAGUAACCCUUGAUGAGGUUAAUAAUGGGAAUCUUCCCUCAUUUUGUAGCGGACAUGUGAGAAAUUCACAUGCUAGAAUGAAAGAAAUGAUUUUCUUUUGGCAA